Bombus terrestris (buff-tailed bumblebee) is the source of this 1898-nucleotide messenger RNA. Its product is annotated as SEC14-like protein 2. The transcript has 12 exons. The record is from RefSeq and is a predicted model, not a curated record. Gene Ontology annotation, cellular component: cytoplasm. Lineage: Eukaryota; Metazoa; Arthropoda; Insecta; Hymenoptera; Apidae. Bases 767 to 1795 code for a protein of 342 amino acids.
GUGGGGUAUCCCGUGACAAGGUAAUACUGGUCAUCGUGAACACAGCGCAGAACAGAACGGUACCAUACUUUGGGUGCCAGUCAGCGCGCAACAUUCAUUUUUAGUAGGGAAUUGGCUCUCGAACUGGAGCGCGGUCGCAACGACCGCAAGAGACACCUGUUGCGCCAUUAAGUAAGCCGGCAGCCACGAAACACGAACGCAAUAACGAUGCGCUCUAUUCGAAUGUGUUUGCGCGCCAAGUGACAACGUGAUUUGUUGACGAUUUUCGUUCUAUGUUUUGAAGAGAAAGGUUUUUUCAAAGAAGAGAAAUAAACGAGGUAAACGACAGGUAACGGUAACAGGAGGCAGAGAACGCAUUAUCGCAAAUCAGGGUGAAAGAGCUAGAACGGAAGCUUCAAAAACUGCCAAAAGACGUACAAAAGGGACACAAGGAUGUUAAAAGUAGUGGGAUUGGAGGAUAACCAGCGAUUUGCAUUGAUGAAAGAAGGCAAGUUUUGAACGGCAGUAAACUACCUUGAAUGAGCUCGGAGUGCAAAUAUAUCUAGGUCAAUGAAUUCAUCAUGGAACGGACUACACGUCCAUAUAAACAAAAACAUAUAGUUCCACUUAAAAAAGAAGAAGAAAAGAAUUUAAAGAAGCAAGUCACCUGGAAAUCUCGAAGUUUAGGCGGACAGUUCAAGAUAUUCUGAAACAACCGCAUCAUGACGAUAACUUUCUACUACGUUGGCUUCGAGCAAGAAAAUGGGAGCCAGCUGCUGCGGAGAAGAUGCUACGUGAGUCUAUGGAGUGGCGAAAACAAUGGGAAGUUGACAAAUUAACCGAAUGGGAUCCUCCUCAAAUUUUGAAUGACUAUCUACCUCACGGUUUAUGUGGUUUCGAUAAAGAUGGUGCCCCAGUGAUUGUAGUGUAUUUCGACGCAUUAGAUAUUUAUGGUAUUUUGCACGUAGUGUCGAGAAGGGAUAUGAUAAAGGUGACCAUAAAACGUCUCGAAGAAUACUUAAAAUUAUGUAGAGAACAAAUGUUAAAACACGGUCCAGCAGCUGGUCAGGUGGUCGUAAUUUUUGACAUGCAGGGUUUUAACUUGAAACAAUAUCUCUGGAGACCAGCUGGAGAAGUUGUUAUUACUUUAAUCCAAAUGUAUGAGGCUAAUUACCCAGAGAUUUUAAAGACCUGUUACAUAAUUAAUGCUCCAAAGGUAUUUGCUUUCGCAUUUUCGGUGGCGAAAAAGUUUAUGAACGAGUAUACCUUAUCAAAGAUUCAAAUAUACAAAUCGGAUCCUGCGAGAUGGCAGACAGCGAUAUUCAGUAACAUUGACAGAGAUCAAGUACCUGCUUUCCUUGGAGGCACCCUUAAAGAUCCUGAUGGCAACCCAAAGCUUGGUACCAAGAUUUGUCUUGGUGGCAAGGUCCCUAAAGAAAUGUAUGUAAAUAACACAGAGAAAGAUAAGGAGAACUUUACAACAGUUACAAUUAAGAAAGGUGGGAAACUAGAGCUUGAUAUCCCAGCGUCUGAAAUGGGAUCUCUGUUAAGCUGGGAAUUUCGUACUGAGAAUCAUGACAUUAAAUUUGGUAUUGUGAAGAAAGAUUAUAAUGGAACACAGAAAGAAGUGAUACCAAUGCGACGAGUGGCUGCCCAUCAAUUAGAUGAGAUUGGAAUUUUGACCUGUGAAGUACCUUCUACAUAUUCCAUUAUUUUUGAUAACACUUAUAGCAUAAUAAGAAAUAAAAAAAUCCAUUACUCCGUGAAAGUUAUACCACCAUCAGAAUCACAAGAAACAACACCAACAACUUUAUAAUUAAUGUACUUAGAAUAAUAAUAUAUUAUAGAAAAUAUUCUCUCUGAAAAAUACAUUCUAUACAGUGUAAUUAAUAUUAAAAGAAACCAAUGCUUUUAUGUUA